This is a messenger RNA of Lolium rigidum, 1503 nucleotides long. RefSeq names its product acyl transferase 10-like. Lineage: Eukaryota; Viridiplantae; Streptophyta; Magnoliopsida; Poales; Poaceae. The transcript has 3 exons. The record is from RefSeq and is a predicted model, not a curated record. Bases 53 to 1324 code for a protein of 423 amino acids.
ACAAGAAGUCGCAGGCAUACCACGUGAUUGAUUUAGAACAGAGCCAUCAGCCAUGGGCGUGUUCGCCGUCACCAAGGUUUCCGAGGGCCCCGUCCGCCCCUCCGCCGAGACGCCAUCGGAGACGCUGCCCCUCGCCUGGGUCGACCGCUACCCGACCCACCGCGGCCUCGUGGAGUCACUGCACGUGUACCGCGACAGCGCCAAGACCAAGCCCCCGGCGGCGGUCGUGCGCGGCGCGCUCGCAGACGCGCUGGUGCACUACUACCCGUUCGCCGGGCGGAUCGUGGACGGCGUGGACGCAGGGCGCCCCUCCGUGCUGUGCUCCGCCGACGGCGUCUACUUCGUGGAGGCCACAGCCAACUGCACGCUCGCCGACGUCAACUUCCUCGAGCGCCCGCUGCUGCUCGGCAAGGAGCAACUCGUGCCGUACCCGACGCCGGAGCUCUGGGCCGUCGAGCCGCACAACAGCCUUGCCAUGAUACAGGUCACAACAUUUACCUGCGGUGGCUUCGUGAUCGGCCUGCGCACCAACCACGCGGUGGCCGACGGCACGGGCGCGGCCCAGUUCCUGAACGCCGUCGGCGACCUCGCCCGCGGCCUCCCGGAGCCCCGCCUGAAGCCGGCCUGGGGGCGCGACAGCUUCCCAGAUCCGGACAUCAAGCCCGGCCCGCUGCCGGAGCUCCCCGUGCUGGCCCUGGAGUACAUCGCGUUCGACUUCCCGGUCACCUACAUCGACAAGCUCAAGUCGCAGUACGCCGAGCUCAACGGCGGCAAGCACUGCUCCGGCUUCGACAUCGUCAUCGCCAAGCUCUGGCAGUGCCGCACGCGUGCCAUCGGCCCCGCCGUCGUCCCCGGGGCUGACGUCAAGCUCUGCUUCUUCGCUAGCGCCCGCCACGUGCUUAAGCUGGAGCCGGGCUACUGGGGCAACGCCAUAUUCCCCGUGAAGGUGUCCGCGCCGGCGGAGAAGGUCGCCGGCUCGUCGGUGGUCGAGCUCGUCGGCGUGGUCCGGGAGGCGAAGUGGCGCAUGGCCGAGGAGUGCCUGCGCUGGGCCGAGGGCCGCACAGGCGGCCGCGACCCGUUCCAGAUGACGUUCGACUACGAGUCGGUGUACGUGUCCGACUGGAGCAAGCUCGGGUUCUCCGACGUGGACUACGGGUACGGCACGCCCAUGACCGCCGGCCCGCUGGUGAACUGCGACCUCAUCGCGUCGGUCAUCGUCAUGAAGGCGCCGGCGCCGCUCGCCGGCACGCGCCUGCUGGCCAGCUGCGUCACCAAGGAGCACGCCGACCACUUCGCCGGCCUCAUGAGGGAGGACCUCGUCUGACCGUACGCACGUACGUACAUCCACUAUCCAUGCUUUCGUACGUGCGAGCAAAACCUGAAGGAAACCUAGAGUUCUAGAGUACUUAAAUUACACACGGAGUAUAUGUGAAACAAUAAGGUGUGUGCUCUACGUACGGUGCUUGAGUGUUCGUUGCAGUUUGAUGUACUGUUGUGUUUGUA